GUCUCAGCGCUGAAGCUUGAUUCUUUGAGGAGCCAGUUCGCUGGUCAUGUCUGGCAGAGGGAAGCAGAGUGGCAAGGCGCGCGCCAAGGCGAGGACUCGCUCCUCCCGGGCCGGGCUCCAGUUCCCCGUGGGCCGCGUCCACCGCCUGCUGCGCAAGGGCAACUAUGCAGACCGGGUGGGCGCCGGCGCCCCCGUGUACCUGGCGGCCGUGCUCGAGUACCUGACGGCCGAGAUCCUGGAGCUGGCGGGCAACGCGGCGCGCGACAACAAGAAGACGCGCAUCAUCCCGCGCCACUUGCAGCUGGCCAUCCGCAACGACGAGGAGCUCAACAAGCUCUUGGGUGGGGUGACCAUCGCGCAGGGCGGCGUGCUGCCCAACAUCCAGGCCGUGCUGCUGCCCAAGAAGACCGAGAGCCACCGCCACAAGGCGCAGAGCGUGUGAUGCCUCCGAGCCACGAGUCCUACCGGGGGAUGUGAAUUGCCAAAAGGCUCUUUUCAGAGCCACUCAGAGUCUCAG
Oryctolagus cuniculus (rabbit) is the source of this 517-nucleotide messenger RNA. The record is from RefSeq and is a predicted model, not a curated record. NCBI's taxonomy places the organism in Eukaryota, Metazoa, Chordata, Mammalia, Lagomorpha, Leporidae.